Orbicella faveolata is the source of this 1582-nucleotide messenger RNA. RefSeq lists its product as uncharacterized. Lineage: Eukaryota; Metazoa; Cnidaria; Anthozoa; Scleractinia; Merulinidae. The record is from RefSeq and is a predicted model, not a curated record.
CAUCGAGCAAAGAAUAAUAAGCGUUAAUGAAUGCAAACAGAGGCAUAUCAUUUCUUAACUUGAAGACCCUGUGACUUGAAAUGUUUUUGUAGUCUAAAAGUUUGUGACCACUUAGACUACACAAACAUUUCAAAUCAAAGGAUCUUCAAGUUCAGAAAAAUCCCUCUUUUCCACCCGGAAAAUCGCCCUAAUUUUUGGGUUUUACAAUUCUUUUAAUACCGCAGCGAUGGCGCUCUGUGCAUCUUGUCGCAACUGACUUAACAUUAUUUUUCCUCUUUGCUAACAACGGCGUUCUAGUUCUAGUCUUUGAUCGGUCAGCGCGUUCUAGAAGCCGUCCCGGCCUAAAUCUUGAAGUCCCUCACGGCUGAAUGAUGAGUGACGCCCCCUCCCUUCCCCCUGCAAUCCCCCCUCCCCGCCUUCGUUCUCUCGUCCCAGCCCUCUCUUGUGUUCAUGGCUCUCCAAGCUCUGUCGUGAUCCUUGCUCAGAAAAUUUAAAAGGGACUUUCAUAAUAAAGAAUGAUUAUCAAAAAGAAAGGAAAGCUUCUCAGUACGCCAUUAAUUCCCUCCCUGUGUCACAUUUGCUGGCAAAAUAUUUUGAUCUCGCAAAGCGGUCAAGUUUUAAAAUGACAGAAAAGACAGACGGAAUGCCCUUUGAUGGCCUUUCGCGGUAAUGAAAAUCACGGGAUUACUAUCUUUAUCACUGACUUCAUUUUAUCCUAUUUAUAAACAAACUUCCUCUCUUUCUCCGAACACUUCUGCGUCUUUCGGAGAUUGUCAUGCGGUUUAAACGCAUCUUGGUCGCGUUUGGCCUGAGCCAGGGCCUGAACUCAUCGCCCAUCAUUCAAGCCUGACGCAUCUUUGCAAGCUUUUUGUUUGCUUCUCAUCGGAAGUGAAAAGAAACGAACACACUGAUUCCACUUUUUAGAAGGCUUUAACUAAGUCCUGAAGUUUCUUUUUUCUGCCAUGGCUAUUUCAACCUCGCAAAAAGACUGCAACCAAGCUAAGAAUGUUGUCUUUAUUAUGUGUUAUUUCAUCAAGAAAGGCGAAAAUUAUGCUGUUACCAAGAUAACUCGAGCGCAAAGAGAUUACUUUACAGACGUGUGCCAAAAUUGCCACGAAUAUGGCGCUGAACCAGUACAAGGUAUUUGUUUAUGUGAACCGAAGUCGUUCUCUGCGGGUUUAAAUUCGUUGUUUCUGCGAAAUCAAGGUUAUUGCGUAGAUGAGUACGUUAUAAUGAAGACUGAGAGCUGUCGGAGGUGGGAUAGAAACUUUAUAGAAGUCAUUGACACUGAAAGAACAAACUCAUAUAUCUUUAGUAAGGGAGCGUACCCCUAUUACCAGUUGGAGCCAUCUAUAUCCUAUCGUAACAGUACCACAGGAGAGUGGCAGUUCUUUAAUUUGUCUGGAAAUGUGUUAGUGCUGCAAAAUGGUUCAGAUCCCGAGUCCUUACAAAUUAAGGUAACUGUAUGCUACUUUUCAAAUUUCAUUGAAGCAAUUGGUAUGGAGGACACACUUCUAAUCAGCUACCUAAAUUGUGACACAUACUUGUAACAGUGGCAGAUCUAGGGGAGGGUUCCAGUGGG